Messenger RNA from Phytophthora sojae, 4706 nucleotides. RefSeq lists its product as hypothetical. The record is from RefSeq and is a predicted model, not a curated record. The transcript has a single exon. Gene Ontology annotation, biological process: vesicle transport along actin filament; actin filament organization. Gene Ontology annotation, molecular function: actin filament binding; microfilament motor activity; phosphatidylinositol binding. The coding region runs from base 1 to 4434 and encodes 1477 amino acids. Gene Ontology annotation, cellular component: myosin complex; vesicle; cytoplasm. Lineage: Eukaryota; Oomycota; Peronosporomycetes; Peronosporales; Peronosporaceae.
AUGUCCACGCCGCCGCCGAUCGCCCGCCAGGCGUCCAAGUCCGACGCGGACGUGGAGCUGCUGCCCGUGGAGGUGGGCCAGCCCGUGUGGGUGCCCGCCACCGCCGCCGAGCGCGUGUGGGACAAGGCCACCGUCAUGGCCAUCGGCGGCCUCAAGGUGACGGUGCGCACCCAGGCCGGCAAGAUCCAGCAGGUGGACCGCGGCCUUGCAGUGCCGCUGAACCCGCGCGAGGCCGACGACAUGACGUCGCUCUACUACAUCCACGAGGCCGGCGUGCUGCACAACCUGGAGGAGCGCUGCAAGCUGGACGGCGGCGACGGCACGGGCCAGAAGCCCUACACCUUCAUGGCCAACGUGCUGAUCGCCGUGAACCCGCUGCGCGAGCUGCCCAACCCGAGCGUCAGCGAGGUCGUCAACACGGCCGGCAGCGCGCCGCACCCGUACUCGAUCGCCGAGAUGGCCUACCAGCAGAUGGUCUACAACUCGGGCACGGACCAGCCCACGAACCAGUCGGUCGUCAUCAGUGGCGAGAGUGGCGCCGGCAAGACCGAGUCGUCCAAGAUCGUGCUGCGCCACCUGACGACGCGCGGCCUGUACGGCAAGAAGGCGCGCGGAGAUGACAUCGAGAACAUGUCCAAGACCCGCCAGCAGCACGGCACGUCGCUCGACCACCGUCUGAUCGAGCAGAACCCGAUCCUUGAGGCCUUCGGUAACGCCAAGACGCUGCGCAACUACAACUCGUCGCGUUUCGGCAAGUUCAUGAAACUACAGUUCACGGCCGACGGCGAGUUCAAGCUGGCCGGAGCGCUCGUGGAAACGUACCUGCUCGAGAAGUCUCGCCUCGUCUACCAGGUGGACGGCGAGCGCAACUUUCACAUUUUCUACCAGCUGCUGGCCGGUGCCUCGCCCCAGGCGCGUAAGGAGUUCGAGCUCACGCAGGCCGAGGACUUCUGCUACCUGAACCAGAGUGGCUGCUACAUUGCCGAGGAGACGGAUGACCGCGCGUGCUUCGAGGCCGUGGUGCGCGGUCUCAGCUGCGUCGGCAUCGAUGAGCAGGUCCAGCACGUGAUCUUCUCGGUGGUCGCGGGUCUGCUGCACCUUGGUAACAUUGAGUUUGACGAAGAAGAUACGCCUGAGGGUGAGGCCGCCGUCAUCGAGAAGGACUCGGCCAAGCGCGCUAUCGUCGCGGCAUCUAGGUUGCUCGGUGUGAACGAGCAGGACCUGCGGAAGGUGAUUAUGACGCGCGACAUUGUGACGCGUGAGGAGACGUACACCGUUCGCCGCAACGAGCAGGCCGCCGUGUACGCGCGUGAUGCCAUUGCCAAGGCGCUGUACAGCCGCAUGUUCGACUGGGUUAUCAAGCAGGUGAACUCGUCCUUGGGCCACGACCCCAACCCGCUGCCGUACAUUGGAGUGCUCGAUAUCUUUGGUUUCGAGUCGUUCCAGCGCAAUGACUUCGAGCAGCUGCUUAUCAACUACACGAACGAAGUGCUGCAGGCUACGUUCAACAACCAGGUGUUCAUUGCUGAAAUGGAGCUGUACAAGCGCGAAGGUAUCACGGUUGGCCGGAUUAAGUGGCCCGAUAACCGCGAGUGUGUCGACCUUAUUGCGUCCAAGCCCAACGGCAUUCUGUCUCUGCUCGAUGCCGAGGCUAUGAACCCGCAACCUAGCGAUGCCAAGUUCCUGCGCACGCUGCACUCGAAGCACUCGAAGCACCCGUACUUCCCGCGCCCCCACCCGAAGGACAUGGAGCACAUGUUCAUCGUGAGGCACUUUGCUGGCGCUGUGAGCUACACGAUCGGCUCGUUCAUCGACAAGAACAACGACUCCAUUCCUCCGGAUAUGUCGAACCUCUUCUCAGGAUCGUCGAACAAGUUGGUUCCCGCGUUCUUCAAGCAGGAGGUGGACACCAGCCGUCCGGGCAAGAGGAAGCUGACCAAGAGUGUGGCGGCCAAGUUCUCGAACCAGAUGCAGGAGCUCGUGGACACCCUUGAUGCGACGCGAUGCAACUUCAUUCGCUGUAUUAAGCCCAACGCACUGAUGCGUGUAGGCAUGUUCGACCCCCGCUACGUUGUUGGCCAGCUUCGUUGCCAGGGUAUCAUGCAGACGGCCCAGGUGCUCAAGGUUGGCCUGCCCACUCGUGUGAGCUACAGCGAACUGGUGGGCGCCUACAAGAAGUUCAUGCCGGCUGAUGCUCAGCGGCUGUUUGCGAACCAGAGUGAUCCAACGCUCAUCACGGCCAUUCUGUGGGCGUUCCAGGUGCCAAUGGAUGCGUACAAGUUGGGUAUUACGAAGCUCUUCUUUAAGGCCGGUAAGAUCGCUGUGCUGGAUUCGAUCUUGAAGAUCAACUGGGCGACAGAAGGCCCGCACAUUGUGUCCCGCAUGAAGUUGUGGCUCGCCCGUCGCCGUUGGCGUGUGGGCCUGGCGAAGGUCAUCGCGCAGAACCGCUUUGCGAAGCUGCUGCGCCGUAUCCAGUUCCGCCGCAACUCAUUGGUGCGUAUUCAGCGCUGGUGGCGUGCUUACUCGGUGCGUCGUGAGUUCCAGAAGAAGCGCACCGCUGCUGUGGUGGUGCAAGCUCUGUUCCGUGGUAUGACGGCUCGUCGGCUGUUCAAGUCCAAGAAGCAGGAGAUGCUUGCUCUUGCAGCUGCGCGCGCUGCUGAAGCAAAGCGCCAAGCUGAAGAGGCUAAGCGCCGUGAAGAGGAAGCUCGCAUGGCGGCUGAAAUCGCUCGUCGCGAAAGCAUUGCUCGCGCUGCGGCCGAAGAAGACCGUCUGCGCAUGGAAGCCGAAGCCCGUGCUGCGGAGGAGGAGGCUAUUCGAUUAGCGAAGGAGGCUGCGGCUGCUGUCGCUGAAGCCGAGGCCGCUGCUGCGGAGGCUACUGCUGCCGUGGAGCACGAGCGCCAGGCGGAACUGCGUGCUAUUGCGGAGGCGAAGGAGCUCGAGGAGCGUAUGGAGCGCGAGCGCGAAGAGGCAGAGCGUCGCAAGGAGCAGGCACUUCUGGAGGCUGCCAGCGUCAGCGCAAGUCUGCUAAGCGGACUGGCCCAGGUGAACAGUGUCCAGACCCCUGCUGGCCAGGUGCACGUGGUGGAGAUUCCGGACGACGUCUCGCAGGAGAACCGCGAGCAGCUCCAACAGCUGAACGACCUGCUCUUGAGUGGUGCCAUCGCCCAGGCCGAGUACGACGAACUGGUGCCGUUCCUGCUGGAGAAGCCCGAGGAAGCCCCGUCAGGCGCUGCUCUCACCGCCGAGCAGGAGGAGUCGCUGAGCCGUUUGUACACUACGGGUGUGUACGGCAUUCAGAUUCGUUGCCCGGCUUGCGGUGCUACCAACAACACGGCUAACGGCAACCACUGUGACGAGUGUGGCUCGCUGCUUACCACGAGUGACGAGUCGUCUGCUGCCGCUGCUGACCCCGCGUACUACGGCUACCGUGGCCAGUCCCGCCAGCAGAGAAGCCUCUCGACACUGACAGCGCCUCUGGGUACGUUCUCUACGGAGAACGGUCGCAUCGUGAUCCACGAUGGAUACUUCGAGGCGCAGAUGCACCGCACGCAGGUUCUGCAGGACGACAACUACACGGAAUACACGGUCUACGUGCUGCGCUGUCAGUGGCAGCCGAAGGAUUCGCACGAGUCUACCACUUGGCUUGUGUCUCACCGCUUCAGUGUGUUCGAGAAGCUUCACAAGGACCUGAAGCGUAAGAUUCCGACGGCAGUGGCCACGAUUCCUCUCUUCCCGCGCAAGCACGUCCUUGGUGGCGUGUUUAAGGGCAAAACUGGCAACUCGAGCGCCAUUGUGGAGGAGCGCAAGCAGGGUCUGGAGCGAUACGUAGCGCAGGUGCUGGAGCUGUGCGCGCGUCUCCCCGAGAAUUUGAACGUGCCUGAGCUGGACCGCUUCUUGAACGUGUCCCGCCAGGUUGAGCAGUUCCGUCGCCAGGUCUUGUCGAACGGAAGUGACGAGUCGGGUGCCGCCCCGGCCGGAUUCGGCCGCGCGUUGAACGUAAACGCUGGAGGUGCCGAAGGAAUGGCCGCGCGUGAGCAGGCGCGCUUGCCUACGGAGCUGCCUACGCCGCUGGAUGAGGAGGAGUUGUCCCACACGGAGCAGGCGGUGGCGCUGCUGAACGCGUCGAUUCGUUGCGCGCGUGGAGAUUUGCGCCGCGAUGCGAGUGUGCAGCACCACCUGAAGGUGUGCGUACAGCUCCUGCCGCGCCUGCAGAUCUCGGCGAACCUGGACAACCCGUUCGCAAACGUGGAUCUGAUCCCGCGCGCGAUGCAGUGCCAGGAAGACCUAGAGACAACCAUGGGCCUGUACAACGACUCGCUGCUUGCUGUCACAGAGACGUACGCUCUCUCAGCGCAGGAGGGCGGUGGCGUGCAGGCCCCUCCUCCUUUCGUCCCGGGACAGCAGAACUCCUAUCAGCCCAGCUACGGUGUGUAGGCGUCUUCGGUGAAGACGAACCAGUUACGAAAUAUGGACAGCGAAGGGAAAUGGCCGCACAAGUUGUGUAUCGCUUGCCCGUGCUUGCAACUGAAGCAAGCACUACGGGUUGUAGGCCGAAGAGCGCGAGUGGAAGGGAACAGGCAGCAAGAAGCCGUUGGGAGCUUGCUUGGAAACGAAGUUGGCGGGCUGUGUAAGCCUAGGAGGGAGAGCGCUGGUGGUUGUUUGCAUAUAGCUGCAUGUUUCCAAUACAUUGAAGAUCUGAACAUUGC